GGAGGUUAACCGCUCGCUGCCUGGCAGGUAUUUCUGGCGCCGUCGUGGAGCGCGGCCGCGGGAAAGAGUAGGCGAGCCUCCGCGUUAAGGGAAGCAAACGCUGCCACCUCCCCCCCCCCGACAAAAUCCGGCCGUUAUCAUUUCACUUCGGUUUUAUUUCACUUUAAUUCUGCCCCCUCCUCGUGGCGCAUGGAUUAGUUGCCCCGCCUCCCUGAACGGUGGGAGGGGGCGCUUGCUCCUCCCAGGAGUCUUUGCGGCAGCCAGACUCGGUUCGACCGUCCCUUGAGGCCCCUUCCCCGCGGCCGUCUAACUCAAGUGCCUGUUUGGAGCGGGACCCCUUCCCUUCCCGGGGUUCUUCCCGCGCCAUCUCGGCCUGGAGCGGAAGAUCCCACUUAAGGCCGAAACCCCCGUCUCUUUCAAGGUUCGCGGGUCCGGCCCUCUCCUUGGCGGGCUCUUCCCCGUUCAGGCGUCGCUGCGGGCAGCCCGGAGUCUCGGCGCACGCGCGAACGUGCCCUGGACGCGAGGUCAUGGCGGGGGCGGGGCGAGGGUGGCCCCCGGGCGCGAUGUCGGACGAGGACAGCUCUGAGGCGGAGGACAUCGCGGAAGCCAUCGAGCUGCUGGAGGAGGUGGGCGGCAUCGACGACCUGAACGCCGCCGCCGCCGCCGCCGAAGACGAAGACGGCCACCGCUUUGUGGAGCCGGAAGGCGAGAUCGUACGCCUGCAGUUGAUGCUGGACAGAAAUGCCUAUGAUUACAACUCUCAUUUGGCUCUGAUAAAAAUAAUGCGUGAUGAAAGCGACUUCGCGCUUCCGGUAGCCCGCCAGAACAUGAGCGAAAUUUUCCCUCUCACUGAAGGGAUGUGGCUAGACUGGCUGAAGGAUGAGAUUCGGAAGCCUAGAGAGACUGAUCGGGAAAAGAUUUACGAACUUUUCGAGAGAGCCGUGAAAGAUUACAUCUGUCCUCAAAUCUGGCUGGAGUAUGCCCAGUACUCCAUGGGGGCCAUCGGCCAGGAAGGAGGGAUUGCGAGAGUUCGCGCAAUCCUAGAGCGGGCGAUCAUCGAGGUUGGCCUCCACGUGACCAAAGGAGCUGCCAUUUGGGAGACUUACCGGGAAUUUGAAAACGCCAUUUUGGCGACAAUGCAGCCAGCACUGGACAGCGUCGCAACGCCUGAGCAGCAGCAGAACAUCAAGGCACAACUCCAGAAGAUCCACUCGCUCUAUCGUCGGCAGCUGGGGAUUCCCUUGAUGGAUAUGGAAUCAACAUUUAUGGAGUACGAAUUCUGGACUGACGAGCCGAUCCCACACACAGUGCGGCAAAACUACACAAGGGCUUUAAGGCAGUUGGAGAAAUACAAGCCUUACGAAGACGCCCUGCUGAUAGCUGAAGCCCCAAAGCUGGCCGAAUACGAAGCUUACAUCGACUUUGAAAUGAAGAUCGGGGACCCAGCUCGCAUCCAGCUGAUCUAUGAGCGUGCCCUGAAUGAGAACUGCCUCGUGCCAGACCUCUGGACUCGCUACACUCAGUACUUGGACAGGCAGCUGAGGGUGAGGAGCCUGGUGCUUCCUGCUCACGAGCGAGCUGUCAGGAAUUGCCCCUGGACCGUCAAGCUCUGGAGCCACUACCUGAUGGCCUUGGAGAGGCACCGGGUGGACCACGAGGUGAUCUCAGAAACCUUUGAAAAUUCCUUGAAACCCGGUUUUGCUCAGGCCACCGAUUACGUGGAAAUCUGGCAGGCGUACCUGGAUUACCACCGGAGGCGGGUGGACUUUACCCAAGACUCGAGUAAGGAGCUGGAAGAGCUUCGCUCCACCUUCGCUCGCGCCCUCAACUAUUUAAAGCAGGACGUCGAAGAACGGUUCAAUGAGAGCGGAGACCCUUCCUGUACUAUCAUGCAGGCCUGGGCCAGGAUCGAGGCCCGCUUGUGCAACAACAUGCAGAAAGCACGAGAACUCUGGGACUUGAUCAUGGUCAAAGGGAACUCAAAGUAUGCCAACAUGUGGCUGGAGUAUUACAACCUGGAGCGGGCACACGGGGAUACCCUCCACUGCCGGAAGGCUUUGUACCGGGCCGUGCAGUUCACCCAGGACUACCCACAACAGGUCUGUGACAUGCUGCUCACACUGGAGAGAAACGAAGGCACUUUAGAAGACUGGGAUGCAGCGGUUGAGAGGACAGAAACCCGGCUGGCCCGAGCGAAAGAGCAGAGAGCAAAGGCGGCAGCGAAGGCGGCUGCCCUGGCCAAGCAGGAGGAAGAGAAAGCGAAUCGGCGCAAGCAGGCCCAGGCCCAGGCCCAGAAGAAGGCCCUCCAAAUGGCCCAGUAUCCCAGAGCCGGCAACAAGCGGGAGGCAGACCGCGAUGGCGAAUGGAUGGAGGACGAAGAGGGCUUCAAGAAACCGAAGUGGGACGUGAACUUGGGGUGGAUAACUGAAGAAGAACAGCAGGAACAGGACGCGCGGGAGCUGGAGAGGAACAUAGAGCUUGAGGUUGAGCUGGGCCUUUUCGGAAAGAAGGACGCCCCCAAAGUGCUUCACGACAGCAAGAAGGAGGGUUUCACCGUCUUCGUCAGCAACCUCCCCUACCUCAUGGGCAAGCCGGAGAAAAAACUCCGACGCCUUUUUGCCAAGUGCGGGGAAGUGGCCGAAGUCCGCCCCAUCUUCACUAACAAGGGCUCAUUCCGCGGCUACGCCUACGUGGAGUUCAAGGACGAGAGGUCGGCUCUGCAGGCCUUCGAACUGGACCGGACCUUGGUGGGAGGCAGGCCGAUGUUUGUCUCUCCCUACGUGGAUAAAAGCAAGAAUCCGGAUUCCAAGGUGUUCAAGUACAGCACCAACCUUGAGUUGCACAAGCUGUUCAUCUCUGGCCUGCCCUUUUCGUGCACCAAAGAGGACCUGGAGGAGCUCUGCAAAGGGCACGGGAAUGUGAAGGAUGUCCGGCUGGUCACCAACCGGGCUGGCAAACCCAAGGGCUUGGCCUACGUGGAGUUUGAGAACGAAGAGCAGGCCUCCCAGGCACUCCUGACCAUGGACGGGCUGACCGUUAAGGACCACGUCAUUCACGCGGCCAUCAGCAACCCUCCGUCCCGAAAAUCUCCCGAGAAGCCGGAACCCCAAAGCCAGAUGCCGAGUUCCCGGAAGGCUCCUCGCAGGCGUCGCAAGCGGAGAACCCAGCUGGUGAUGGUCCCUCGCGCCUUGCAGCGUCAAAACAACCCAGCAAACAAUGGCACGUUGCAGAACCCGCCCGCCAAGCCCUCCCCGUCUGGGGAAUGGCCCAAGAAGAUGACCAACGCGGACUUCGCCAAGAUGCUCCUGCAUAAGUGAGCCGCUGCCCUUGACCAGCGAAGCCAGGGGGGCUGCCAAGGCCCCCCUGGAAGUCACUGGCUGGUCUUUCCCCGUAGCAGACGCUGCAGUCCAUCAUGGCUCCCCCUCCUGUUCUAAUUCGGACUUUUGUAUCCGCCAAACGCCUGAAGAGGGAAGGGUCGAUUUCCCCCCCCCCCCCCUUUGAAGUACCGUAGGGCCAAGUUGUUGAGUUAGGGCUGCAGGUGCGAGGAAUUUGUUGAAAAUGGCUUUAAAUGCUCCCUCAUAUUGGGGGGUUUAUGUGGCGAGCGCUCACUUUCGAGGCCGAACGCGCACAGUAUGUUUAAAUAGUUGGGUUUUUUUCAGCUGUUCUCCAAAUGAAGAGUUUAAUGUGAAUUGAGCCUCGAUCUGGUUUAUACAAAGCCCACCGCAGGCGCUGAGCUACGUCGGGGAGCCUUGCGAUGCUGCCUGUGUUGUGCGCAAAAAAAGGCCCCGGAACGAGUCCAGCGCCUCCUCGUGUAAGAAAGGCGUAUAAAUAGCAGAUGCGAGAAACUUCACCAUAAUGGCCUAUUUUCAUAUUGGGAGGCAAAGGGUUGGCGUUUCUACCGGCCCGUUUGCUCAAAGUUGAGUCUGUUUUUAUAUAUAUAUAUAUAUAUAUCUGUACGUAACUCACACCCGUCUUUGUGGAAGUGACAAGCCCACGCUGGCUACUUUUGAGCUUUUGCUGACCCGGCACUUGAGGGAAGGACCCACUGCUAAGCUUGGAGGUUUCCGUUUGCCUGGUUCCUGUGAGGGUCUCUAGCCAGGCCCAGUUAGGUUCUUGAGAUGUUUAGCUUGAAAUGUUUCUUUCUUUGUUAAAGAAAAAAUUUGCAUACAAUAUAAAGCGUGAGCCUUCAUUAAAAUUCUUCU
Messenger RNA from Notechis scutatus (mainland tiger snake), 4202 nucleotides. NCBI's taxonomy places the organism in Eukaryota, Metazoa, Chordata, Lepidosauria, Squamata, Elapidae. The record is from RefSeq and is a predicted model, not a curated record.